This is a messenger RNA of Plodia interpunctella (Indianmeal moth), 7207 nucleotides long. RefSeq names its product chico (gene chico). The coding region runs from base 709 to 3594 and encodes 961 amino acids. Gene Ontology annotation, cellular component: plasma membrane; cytosol. Gene Ontology annotation, molecular function: insulin receptor binding; phosphatidylinositol 3-kinase binding. The transcript is spliced from 15 exons. Gene Ontology annotation, biological process: insulin receptor signaling pathway. Lineage: Eukaryota; Metazoa; Arthropoda; Insecta; Lepidoptera; Pyralidae. The record is from RefSeq and is a predicted model, not a curated record.
CUUGUAUUAUUCGAUUUCGUUCGCCGUACAAAAAUGACACGCAAUAGCGAGAACUAAUAAAAAAGGACGCGCAAAUACAUGAGUUUUUAUAAAUUGAGUGAUUAAAUGUAGAAGCGUUGCUCAGUUUUUUGAUUCAAUACAAUUUUAAUUAUUUAAAGUUUCGUGGAAGUGAAACAGAACAAUAAAACCGAAUGUUUUGAUGUCGUCAGGCAUGACCACGGCGUGACUUCCAUGCCCUGCGUACCUACGGAAGGGCUUGCGGUGCGGAUUACGUUUACUAUGAAUGAUUUUAUCUCUUUCUAAACUUGAGUGUCUGUGAAUGACCGAGUGUAAUAGCGAGCGUACCAAAUUAUGGAUGGAAUAGUGUUUGUUGUUGAUCUAUUCUGAUUAUUUCCCGAUAGAUAAAAUUUGUCAUCAACUGUUAUCGUGUUGUCUCGAUUUCGUGGCGCCUAUGAAAUAAAUAAUCAUAUGGCGCGAGUGGAAUUACGCGGGAGACGGUAAAAUUUGUACGCUAUUAGAUUUAUCUUUACUAUUUACGCACUAAAGGAAAGGAUAGUACGUAUUUUUAGUGCCUGCGCGUGUCAUUCGAUGGUAGCGUAGGUUCGGCAAUUCGGGUGACUUUCAUCAACGAAGUAAACAACUUCAAGGUUAUCGGUUGGCAUGUGCCAGUGUCGUCAGUGAAGGACUGGGAUGCGUCCGCGCUAAGCCAUGUCUGGACACGCGGGCGGAGGCGCGGGCGUUGGCGCUGUGGUGCGCCAGGGCCACCUCCGAAAGUUGAAGACUAUGAAGAAGAAAUACUUCGUGCUUCGUUCGGAGAUCUCUGACGGCGCCAGGCUGGAAUAUUAUGAGUCAGAGAAGAAAUUUCGCGCGGGAGCGGCACCAAGGCGUGUUUUGCCACUUAAAAGUUGUUACAACAUUAUGCGGAGGUUGGAUCUGAAACAGAAACAUGUGAUUGCCUUGUUCACCCGUGAGGAGCAGUUCUGUGUAGUGGCGGAGAAUGAGAAGGAGCUCCAUGAGUGGUUGACUGCAAUCCUGAAGCAGCAUGGCUGUGAUGAUGCUAGCGAGGAACUGUUACAUCCUAUUCAACACGUGUGGCAAGUCAAUGUACAGAAGAAGGGUCUCGGUGCGUCGAAGAACAUUCAGGGCCUGUACAACCUGUGUCUGACGGACAAGACCUUGGCCCUGGUGAAGAUCAAGAGCCACAACAACGUGAUCCGGGAGCUCACCAUCCCAGAGCGGAUCGAGUACUCGCUCAAGAAUAUCAGAAGAUGCGGAGAUUCGGAGUGCUUCUUCUACAUGGAGGUUGGGCGGCAGACUGCGACCGGCGCCGGCGAGCUCUGGAUGCAUUCAGACGACUCCAACAUCGCGCAGAGCAUGCAUUCUACCAUAUAUCUGGCGAUGAAGAACUGUUCGAAGGAAGACGAGAGGGACCACAUCCCCCUUCCCAAGACCAGGUCCGCGGACGGCGCGAACCCGCCGCGCGACCGGUCGCACUCCAUGUACUCGGACUCCAAGAAGAGUCGGCCUCUGUCUAAUGACAAUAAGGGCCUGUGCGUUGACUCGUGUAUUAGACAAUGCGUAUGCGCCGCGGCCACUUACUCCAUAGACGACUCGGCGGCAGCCCUAGCACCCUUGACGCCCAAGAACGCCGAAAACCAACCACCGAAUUCAUUAAGUAGCGAUAAACGAGAAACUACCAGAAUUAUAAAACACCACCGAACUGUCUCCCUGCCGACGGGCUGCUCCUUGUUUCAAGAACCUCUCAAGAUAGUACACGAAAGGACUCGAUCCGCGCCGCUAACUGGUGACGAAGUCGAUAGAAUCACAAUAGAGAAAAUUGUGACCCAUUCGUCUUGUAAAGCGGUUAAUGGCAUGGAUUGUCUGCCGAAGAAGGCCCAGUGGUCGCGAAGGGCGUCCACUGGGACUCGACUGUCGAAACUUUCGCCGGCCCAUACUAAGAACUCGGGCCCGCGCAGUCGCUGUGAGAGUAUGCCCUCCGCUUCACGAGCUUCAUCCUUCGAAGUCGAGAAACCCCUCAGGCAUGACCAUGUUGACGGUUUGGAGACGUCACGUGAUGAGCCGGACGCGAUGGCGGAGUGGUGUCGCACGCCGCGAAUACCGGAGGAGCCCGAUUGCUGUGAUAUAUCGAAGGACUUCCCUGGUACUUCAAACCGCACCGCUGCGUUAACGGGCGCCCUCCCCAUCCAGCACUCCCGAACGUCGUCCCUAGGAGUGGAGGAAGAAGCCAGGGUGUGCGGGUACCUGCCCAUGGCGCCCCACGAGGGGCUGGUCUCCGCCUCCAGCGGCUCCGUGUGCAGUGGGACCCCCUCCACGGACCCUAGGUUCAGCGAGUACCAGCUGGAGCCGGCCACGUCGCACAUAGUGGAGGGCGGACGGCCGCCGCGCGCGUACAGCGUGGGCUCGCGGCCGGCGCGCGCCGACCCGCCGCGACACCGCGCCUACAGCGUCGGCGCGCCCGCCGCCUCACCCGCCCGCCCGCACCCCGCCUCCGCGCCUCUCCUGCCUCUCCUGCCUCAUCUGCCUCCUCUACCUCUCCUGCCUCGCGCCUCCGCCGAGGACCUCAUGGAGCUCGACUUCUCAGCCAACUCUGCCAACUCCGCCAACUCUCAGCUGGCGAGGUCCAGCCUGGCUAGUCUGGCGUAUACGCCUGUUGGACACAGGUCGGGGUCGCCGGCGACUAAGGUCGUGGUGGCCCGAACGCCCCCCACCACAAUAGGCUUCAUGGAACGGAGGCCGGUCGACGAAUAUGUCGACAUGUCGCCUCGUAACGCCGGCUAUGUGGAGAUGCGGCCGGGCGACGCCCCCCGCUCGCCGCCCACCUUGCCCACGCUGCCCACGCCCACGCCCACGUUGCCCACGCCCACGCUGCCCACGCCCGACGGCUACGUCGAGAUGAACUACACGAGGGCCCCCACGAGGCCCAUCGCGAUCAGCCAGCGGGCGCCGCCGCCGUCGUCCACGCAGACGACUCCAAGUGUUCCUAGCACGAGUAGUGCGAUGCCGCCGCCGCAGCCGUCCAGCAGCCGGCGGCCCGCGUCCCCCACCCGGCCGCGCAGCCCCCCGCACACGCCCCUCGGCUCGCAGACGCUGUUUCCACUGUCUCUGGAGUCCCCCGCCUCCCCCGUCUCGUCCGCAGACGUCGACGAGAAGGACAUCUUUGACGAGGACAUGCCGGAGGAGCUGGCGCGGCCGCAGCCGCCGCCGGUGUCGUGCUCACCGCAGUACGUGCUGCUGCGCGACCAGCCCUCCGCGCCCAUCGCCGCGCCGCCGCCGCCCACACCACCCGUCUGCGACGGCCCCCACAACCCCACCGCCACCAAGACGCUGGCCAGGCUCGUCUCCGCGACACCAGCAGGCCCGGAGCCGCCGCUGGUGGUGGCGGGCGGCGGCUGCGCGGGCGCACGCUUCGUGCCGCUGCCGCCGCCCGCGCCCGCGCCUUCGCCCGCGUUGUGCCCCCUCAACUACGCCGCGCUCGAUCUCGAGCCCAGACGAGGUGCGACGACAGCGCCUCACCGCACCUACACGCAAAUAGACUUCGUCCGCAGCGAGAAACUCGCCGCCGACGGCUCGUAGACUGUGUGUGUGUGUCUACCUCGUCGGUAUGUCGCAAACUGCCCGCAAUCACGGCGGCUAUUAUGAAAGCCUAGCUUUUGCUAUGAGACUGUAAAUGAUAAUGUCGAAGUCGCACUACCUAUGUGCUUAUAUAGUUUUAUCAACAUGAAAAUGAUCUUUGCCAAUAAAAUAAUAUAAAUACGAUCUUUGAUAGUGGCGGGGUUCAAGGUCAUAGUGCCCGAAAUUACAAGCAUAAAAAAUUUGAUUUUGAUACUAUGGUUACAGUAGCAAAAUUUCGUCAAAGACACAUAGAUUAGUGCGUUAACUUGUAUAGUAAUGUAUAGAUACACUGACUACGCGAAGUGAAACUACGUUUAGUUAUGUGUGUCCCGUCCCGCCGGAAAUACCCGUAUCGAUAGAGAUGAGCUAUGGUGCCAAAAAUUGAGCAUUUUUAAAACUUUCGAAUCCCAUUUCUACCAUCCAUGAAGAAAUUUUUGCUUCUUAUUGCUGGUAUAAACUCGUGUUCGAAAAGUCAAGUGUCUUGUUUUCCGUGUGACGGUAGAUUUAAAUUAGACUGAAAUUGGUUUAAAAAAAGUUCAGUUUUGGUCGCCGUUUGCCAUGUCUGUGUGCAACCAAAGUUGUGGAGUUUCAAUCGCGGGACGGUCAGAGAUUUGGUGUCAUGUUUUAUACCAUAGCAUUAGUAAGUACAGAAUGUCAUCUCUUUUUACUUCUACUGGACUCGGUAAUAUGAACAUUUUUUUAAUUAAAAAAAAAAUCUAGCUAAACUGUUGCAGUACCAUAUAGGUCAACAUAGAAUUGUUGAAAUCACCUAAGUACAAAAAACGUGUUCUUUUUUUUUCGUCAUUUUAUAAUUUUGCCAUAAUCUCAAAAUUGUCUUCUCAAAUACUUUCUUUUCCUGUUUACUUCUCAGAAUAAUUAAUUUAACCAAAGCUUUUACAGCUUGUCGUUAUCAUCAUACAAAUCGAAAAUUUAAUUUUACAUUAAAUUAUAUCGCGUUUAGUGAAGUUGACCUUCCGUCCUUACUAAAGCUGUGGUCACACAAGGCCCGAGUUUCUCCAUAUUUGUAACUAUAAGUUACAUAUAUGGAAGACUGUUUGAGAGCGUCCGGCUUCAACGGCUGAAAGCUUGCAAAGACAAACUCUCCAUCUGCUUCACACAUAAAUUACUCCUUCGUCAAUUCUUAGACACUUGUCUCCAUAAGUCGGGGUAGCUACUGAACAAUUUUUCUUUUCGAAAUAUUAUAAUUAUUAUAAUAUUAAAAUUAAAAAUUUAGUUUUUUUUUUACAAAAUACUUUUUGACGUAUAAAGGAGUAGUUUAGACGGAAAUUUAGUUGGAAAUAGUUAUCCGAUUUCAUUACUUCGAACUUCGGCUCCUCACUUGAAAGUUUCGUCGGCUUGAAGUCGCUUGACACUGUCUAGUAACUAUAUUUCGUUAUUAAUUUUAUUAAACAUAAUGUUGUAAAGUGUACAGCUGAAAGAUAAGUUGAAACACUUAGACUAACUCUAAAAAUGUUUCUCUAAAUUGUAUAUUAAAUAUCUUCAUAUUCUAUCCUACGCUGCUGUUUGUUUAAGUGUACGUCUUUCUAUGUCGAUGUGUUUAUGCUGAAACUAAUCAAAUGUUUCUUAAUUGUGGACUCUAUUCCCAAAUGCUACGCUUGAAUUGGCGCCACUGUGCCUACUAACGAAUGGACAUGUUAUGGAUGUGGCAUACGAGGCUACGUUGUUAAUUUUAUUAGAAAAUCUAUUAUUUUUUAUCACACGAAGCUUACAUACUGAAUAUGUAAAAAGAAAAGUAUUAUUUGUAAAUUCAUUGAUUUUGAUGAAUAUAAAAAAUAACUAUUUGUUGUUGGACUGUGAAUUAUUACCCUUUAGGCGCGAUUGGUCCUAUUCACCUAAUUCGCGAUUGGUCCAAUUCGCGAUUGGUCCAAUUCGCGAUUGGUCCAUUUCGCGAUUGGUCCAAUUCGCGAUUGGUCCAAUUUACGGUUGGUCCAAUUCGCGAAUGGUCCAAUAUAAACUAUUUCCAAAAUUAAAUAAAAUUAGAUAGGAUAAUUAUUGUUAGAUUCUUAUAUACCUUGCUGGUUUGAGACCGGAUAAAAAACUCAGAAUGUACCUAUCUGUAUGUACCUAUGUAUGUCUGUCUACCCCGUAAGGGAUAAAAACGUGAUUAGUACGUGUAUGUAAAUUAUACAAUUUCGGAAACAUCGUAUAUUUUGGACCAACCGCAAACUGGACCAAUCGCGAAUUGGAUUUUUUUUCGAACUUCAGACUAAUCGCGAAUUGGAUCAAUUGCGCUCAAAGGUUAUAUUCGACUCUAUUCCGAGUUCACAAUGCGUAGAAACGUAUGCCCGUUCCAAAGUACACGGGAUGGUCACAGGCAGUAAGCUCCAUGUAACAUAAAUAUAAAAUAAUUAUAAUGUAUGCAACGGUUGUGAGGGAGGCCUAAAGUAGUGUUUUGUUUAUGUUCCCUAAUAAUAUACUACCUAUUGUGUUCUUAGGAUACUCUGUUCACUCAAGAACUGUGCAAUUUACACAAGAAUACCAAAGUGAAAUCUAAGUUUGCACGUUCAAUAACUAAAGACAAAUUUUCCAAUCGUUUAUUUUGUAAUAAUAUAUAGUUGAUUUUGCAUUACAAAAUGAGUAUAUAAUUUUUUGUAAAGUUUUUCCCAAGAAGUUAUUUUAACACAAAGUUUAUUAUUGGCGUGAAUUGUUUUUAACGUGUAGCGGUUUAAAUUUACAGCCAUCAUUUGAAAAAUCAAAAUGUUUCCCCUAAUUUUUCUUAAUUUACGCGAUUGGAUAUUUGAAUUGUAGUUACUGUGUACGUGUUUCUCAGUAUUUUACUUGGAAUUCUUGAUUACCAGACUUUUAAUGAUGAGGUUACUUCUACUGUUAUAUGUUGGUCCGAGUUGACUGAGCCGUUUGCGAUUUAAAUUCCUUUUUUAAAUGUUACAAUUAUAUUGCGUGUGCGUAUGUAUAUGUAUUGAACUAUGUUAAAAAAGUUUUUCUGUUGAAACAAUCUUGUUAUUUACGGUUUUAAUUAACAGAUCCGCCUAUUGAAAUCACGAUUUUUAUUUUUACUGUUAUCCAAUUUUGUCAAAAACGGUGAAUCAAUGACGCAGUUUCGUAAUGAGAAACCGUGAGAAACCACUGAUUUCUCAUCAGAUUUAAAACGGUACAAUCAUUUGUCAACUCGGACCACUGACCGAGUUAGUCGUUUAGAAAUUAUAUCAGCUGUUGAGUCUAUCAUCACAAAAUAAAAUUAUUAAAAAAAUGUUAUUUUAUCGAUAAAAUUAUACAAACUCUUCCAUUUUAUAUAUUUGUGACAACGAAUAUUGUUUUAUAUGUUUUAUGUAUAGUUUCUUGACGACAUCUCGGCCCUUGUGUUAGUUACGUAAAUUAUGUGUUCAUGCCGAAAGUAAAUCUGUUCAUAUACUGUUUAUAUCUACAUCAAAAUUAUAGUAUUUUGCAACGUUAAGAUUUUAAACACAGGUGGAUAUUAUAAUUUUUUCUUAUUUAUUAUAAUAGAACAGGAACGACCAGUGUUCUCAUUUGUUGUAUUUAUGCGGUAUAUAUAUAUAUAUAUAUAUAUAUAUAUAUAUAUAUAUAUAUAUAUUGA